This is a messenger RNA of Dibothriocephalus latus, 318 nucleotides long. The record is from the annotation of a GenBank genome assembly. NCBI's taxonomy places the organism in Eukaryota, Metazoa, Platyhelminthes, Cestoda, Diphyllobothriidea, Diphyllobothriidae.
AUGUUGUUGUUUGAGGGUGAACCCUUCUUGUUUAUACUCUUUGCUCUGUUCACCCUGAGUUUCCUCAUUGGUGGAUGUUCCUGGGGUCAAGGCGAGGACGAGGGAGACGAGCCCCGAAAAAUCGCCGGCAUAGUUGUCUUCUUCUUUGGAGUAGCCUGCUGUGUCCUCUUCAUCAUCCUCUUCACCUACAAGAAGAUCCGGAAGAGGCAAAAGGAGAGGAAGGACUUUGAGGAGCUUAUGCGAAUGCAAAACGAGUUUGCUGACAAUGAUGCCUUCCAAUCGGACGAGCACGAUCAACCUCAACAGCAGGAGGUAUAG